Messenger RNA from Bufo bufo (common toad), 3026 nucleotides. RefSeq names its product siah E3 ubiquitin protein ligase 1 (gene SIAH1). The record is from RefSeq and is a predicted model, not a curated record. Gene Ontology annotation, cellular component: cytoplasm. Gene Ontology annotation, molecular function: ubiquitin conjugating enzyme binding; ubiquitin protein ligase activity; zinc ion binding. Bases 556 to 1515 code for a protein of 319 amino acids. Gene Ontology annotation, biological process: multicellular organism development; proteasome-mediated ubiquitin-dependent protein catabolic process. Lineage: Eukaryota; Metazoa; Chordata; Amphibia; Anura; Bufonidae. The transcript is spliced from 3 exons.
GGGAGGAUACGGCGCAUGCGCGCCGGGUCUGCUGCGGGUGUGGUCGGUGCUUGGAGCCGAGCUGCAGCGAGAGUCCUGGGAAGGCACCUUGGAAGGAGGAGUCGUCGGUGUGCGGGAGCCCGGUCCCGGCUGCAGUGCGGUGGCGGGGGAGGGAGUGCUGGAAUGUGAUCGGAGCCCGGACGGGGCAUGGGCGGCCGCAGGGCUAUUUCUGACGCCUUACCUCAGCCCUCCGCCCGGCCUGUGACAACUGCUCAGGCUUCACCAGGGGAGGAGGGGGCUCCGCUAUGAACCGGCCGACCCAUGACUGGCAAAGCCACCCACAGCAAAGUGCUCUACUCGUGGAAAGGGGUGCUCUUCACCUGCCUGUCCGGGAGUGACCCGCGGAAACGCAAAGGAAUUGACCUUGGUUUAGUCUGACGUAAGGAAUGCCUUCCCAGAGCCGAGCUUCGUGUGACUGAUCUCCUGUCGGAGGAGCAAGGAGACGCGGCUGACAGCGACCAGCACGGAACAGAGCCGCAAACACAUUGCACCCCACCUGCACGUGCAGCACCAGCCAUGUGCACCCUAUGCCCAGAGGCAAAUUCCCGGCAGAGGUCACCCACCGUUAUUCUGAGAACGGGGACGAUUUUUCCUGUGUUGUGCAGAUUUGCUGAAUCUUACUCAGAAAUGAGCCGUCAGACUGCCGCAGCCAUCCCGACUGGUACUUCAAAGUGUCCACCAUCCCAGCGGGUGCCAGCCCUGACCGGAACAACGGCUUCAAACAAUGACUUGGCGAGUCUCUUCGAAUGCCCCGUAUGCUUUGACUAUGUUCUGCCACCUAUUCUUCAAUGUCAGAGCGGACACCUCGUGUGCAGCAACUGUCGGCCCAAGCUCACAUGUUGCCCAACCUGCAGAGGGCCCUUGGGCUCCAUCCGCAACCUGGCAAUGGAAAAAGUUGCCAACUCUGUCCUCUUCCCCUGCAAAUACGCCUCGUCAGGUUGCGAGGUAACCUUGCCGCACACGGAGAAAGCCGACCACGAAGAGCUGUGCGAAUUUCGACCGUACUCGUGCCCCUGCCCCGGCGCGUCCUGCAAAUGGCAGGGUUCCUUGGAUGCCGUCAUGCCACAUCUUAUGCAUCAGCAUAAAUCCAUCACGACGUUACAAGGAGAGGAUAUUGUGUUUCUUGCCACAGACAUUAACCUUCCCGGGGCUGUGGACUGGGUCAUGAUGCAGUCCUGUUUUGGCUUUCACUUCAUGCUGGUUUUGGAGAAACAGGAAAAAUACGAUGGUCACCAACAGUUCUUUGCUAUUGUACAGCUAAUAGGCACGCGGAAGCAAGCCGAGAACUUUGCUUACCGCCUGGAGUUGAACGGUCACCGGCGACGAUUGACUUGGGAAGCCACUCCUCGCUCUAUUCACGAGGGCAUUGCGACCGCCAUCAUGAACAGCGACUGCCUCGUGUUUGACACAAGCAUUGCGCAGCUCUUUGCGGAAAAUGGCAAUUUAGGAAUAAAUGUGACAAUCUCCAUGUGUUAAAAAAAAAAAAAAAAACGGCAAUCACAAACUUCCAGGGCCAGUGUUUCAUGUCCUCGCUUUAUAUUUCACUUUCUACAGUUGCAAUUGACUUUCACUGCCGGCCACAGACUGUGCAAAAAAAAAUUAAAAAAAGUGAAAAAAAAUGAAAAAAUGUGGGCCCGGCCAGUGAACUCCACAAACAGGAAGCAGAUGCAUGUAAAGAGAAAAAAAAAAAACACUAAUAUUUAAAAAUCAACCACUGAAAAGACCCCCUACACCCUGUACUCGGGCAUCUUUUAUUUUUUGUUUUGUUUUUUUAUUUUUUUUAUUUAAAGGAAAAAAAAACUAAAAAAGAAAAUUAAGAUUAACCCCAACUGAAUUUGUGUUUGUAGUUUGUACAGUAAAAUACCGUCUGUGUUUCCCCCUUUUUCUUUGACGAACAAGCCAUUACACGCGGCCUCCUCUCCGGGGCGCCGUCUUCCUCAUUUGUAAGUCACUAUAUAGAAUUGCUGCUGUUUGUGUAUAUUUUCUGUGUAUUGCUAAUUUUUAAUAACUUCUAGUUUUUCAUUCAAUAAAUUUGACUUUUCUUUUCUGUAAUUAAGUAUAUAAAUAUAUAUUAUAUAUUUUUUUUGUACACAUACGUUUGCUAUGUAUAAUUUCUUGAUUUAUUCCCCAUCUCCAUAAUUUUUUUUUUUUUUUAAAUAUUUUUAUUUAUUUUUUUUGCUCCCAAAUCUGGAAUGAGGAACGUUGAUAUUUUCAGUGAUUGUUCGACCUGGCGGGAUUGUUUUUGACUUGGUUGUGUUGGUCAGACAUUUACAUUUUGUCUCUUUUGCCGAAACCCUAUAAGAAGGUCCUUCUCUAAAAUGCCGAAAAGUAUGACUACUGGUUGCAUGUAAUGGCGCCUACACAUAGGGGGAGCCAGCCAUUUUAUAAAGGGGUUGGCCAGGAUUAGAAAAAUGAUGGCAAGUUUUUAUUUUAUUUUUUACCAAAAACAGCAUCGCCCCUAUCCAUGGGUUGUCUGGUAUUGCAACUCAGCUGUAGUACCAUAGACUGGUGGCGCAGUUAUUAUUAUUUUUUUCUUAAAUAAAGCAGCCAUGUUUUUCUAACUCCAGACAACGCCUUUAAGGAUUUUGCCUGUUAGGAAAUGGUUAUGGGUCCAAAGAGAAUCCAUAAACGGCGUCAUUGAAAGUAGCGGCUCUGACCGUACAAUGGCGGCAUCUGGUGUGGAGGUGGCAGUGUUACCAAACAGAUAUGAGAAUGGAAACUGUGUGUUUUUUUUUUUUGUUUGGUAAAGGCUGAAUUAUCCUGAGUGUUGCAGCUACCUUAUGAGAUUUAGAUACGGCUUUAUGCUUCAAUCAGACGGACGUAAUUUGGGCGCUUCUUAGCGGCCGUAUUGUGCCCUUUUCAGACGAGGAAUAUGAAACCCGUCCGAGUUCUGUCUGUGAAAAUUCUGACGCUUUUUCUGUAACUACAUUGUGAGGCAUCAGCAUCUCGUCCAUGAAAGAUACUGAAUGCACGCCCGGUCUAGACAA